AUGUUUCACAGAGCUUUUUUUAGCAAUUUGCGUAAAUUUGACGCCUAUCCUAAAACAUUAGAUGAUUUCCGCAUUAAGACAUGUGCAGGAGCUGCAAUUACAAUUAUAAGUGGAGUGAUCAUGACAUUGUUGUUCUGGAGUGAGUUUAUCUUCUUCAUGACAAAUGAGAUUCAGCCAGAACUGUUCGUUGAUGUGUCAAAGGGACAAAAGUUGAAAAUUAACUUGAACAUCACCUUUCAUCACAUUGGAUGCUCAUUUCUGACGAUUGAUGCAAUGGACGUUUCCGGGGAGCAACAAAUUGAUGUCGACCACAACAUCUACAAGUUGAGGAUUGACAACAAGGGCUUUUUCAUUGAUGACUCUCCUCAAAAAGAAGGUCUCAAUACAGUGUCAACAGUGGCUCCUCUAGACCCAAACAGAUGUGAAAGUUGUUAUGGAGCUGAAACAGUCGACAUCAAGUGCUGCAACACAUGUGAUGAUGUGAGGGAAGCCUACAGAAGAAGAGGGUGGGCUUUUUCAAUUGACCUUGACAUUGAACAAUGCAAGAGAGACCACAUGAAGAUAAAGAUCAAACAGCAACUCUCUGAAGGAUGCAUUGUCUUUGGAUAUCUUGAAGUCAACAAGGUGGCAGGGAACUUCCACAUGGCUCCAGGUGUCAGCUUCUCACAGAACCACAUGCACGUACAUGACAUGCAGGCAAUUGGAACAACAUCUUUUAACACGAGUCACACGGUUAAUCACCUUUCAUUUGGUGAAGACUACCCAGGCCAAAACAACCCACUAGAUGGAUCAGUCCUUACUGCUCAUCAAUUGUCGACCAUGUUUCAUUACUAUGUGAAAGUUGUCCCAACGACGUAUUCCAAACUGAACGGAGAGACGAUAUACACCAACCAAUACUCGGUUACGAAGCACACAAAGAUUUACACUACUGGCUUCUUUGGUGACUCUGGUCUGCCUGGCAUCUUUUUCACCUAUGAACUCUCUCCCAUGAUGGUCAAAUACACUGAGAAGCGAAGAUCGUUCACUCAUUUCUUGACCGGUGUGUGUGCUAUCGUUGGCGGUGUUUUUACAGUUGCAGGAUUGUUUGAUUCUCUGCUCUAUCAUUCCUCAAGAGCCAUUCAAAAGAAAAUGGAGCUUGGGAAGGCUUCUUAGGAAAUUUUUUUACGAUUGUUCAUUUCGUGGCGUUUUUAAAUAUAGCUAUGAACAUAAUUUAUUUAUUGUAAUUGUUAUGGAUUUUACUUAUUAACCAAAAAAUUGUACAGGGGUGAUAGAUUUUAACACAAACCUUCGGUACUGGUUAUGCUAAUAAAAAUUUUUUUAUAAUUUCUAAUUUUUAAGUCGUGGGCGUUAUUCAAUAAUAUUAGAGAAUGUAAAUUUGUUAACUCUAACAUCUGGUGGGGGCCUGUCAUAUCGAAUGUAUAAUUGUAAAUUUGUCUACCCAAGUUUCAAAAUUAUUUUUCUGUAAUUAUUUUAUUAUUCAUCAUUUUCCGUGACAAUAAAUGUGU
Helobdella robusta is the source of this 1505-nucleotide messenger RNA. RefSeq lists its product as hypothetical. Gene Ontology annotation, cellular component: endoplasmic reticulum; COPII-coated ER to Golgi transport vesicle; endoplasmic reticulum membrane. Lineage: Eukaryota; Metazoa; Annelida; Clitellata; Rhynchobdellida; Glossiphoniidae. The coding region runs from base 1 to 1152 and encodes 383 amino acids. The transcript is spliced from 12 exons. Gene Ontology annotation, biological process: retrograde vesicle-mediated transport, Golgi to endoplasmic reticulum; endoplasmic reticulum to Golgi vesicle-mediated transport. The record is from RefSeq and is a predicted model, not a curated record.